This is a messenger RNA of Paramecium octaurelia, 941 nucleotides long. NCBI's taxonomy places the organism in Eukaryota, Ciliophora, Oligohymenophorea, Peniculida, Parameciidae. The record is from the annotation of a GenBank genome assembly.
AAAAGAUUUUCAUUAACAAUGGUAAAUUUGAUUGUGAUAAUUCUUUUAGCCAAAAGCUCCAAAGACAUCCAAGGCUAAGAAGAUUUAAAAGAAAGUAGCAGACAGAAAGAAGAAUCCCCUCUUUGUUAAAGACGCCAAAAACUUCAGAAUUGGAAAUGAUGUCCAACCAAAGAGAGAUUUAUCAAGAUAUGUCAGAUGGCCUCGUUACAUUCUUUUACAUAGACAAAAAAAGAUUUUAUUGCAAAGAAUUAAAGUACCAGCAGCCAUUCAUUAAUUCAGCAAAACACUCGACAAAAAUCAAAGUAAUGUGUAUAUAUUAAUGUUAGGUUCAAAGGUCUAUGCUCUUUUGAAGAAAUACGCCCCAGAAACCAAAACCGAAAAGAAAUAAAGAUUAGUCAAGGCUGCUGAAUCCAAGGCAUAAAACUAAAAGGCAGAUAGCAAGAAAGUGACAGUCCUCAAAUUCGGAUUGAAUCAUGUUACUACUUUGGUUGAAACAAAGAAAGCCAAAUUAGUUUUGAUUGCUUAUGAUGUUGAUCCAAUCGAAUUAGUUGUUUGGCUUCCACAAUUAUGUAGACGUUAAGAAGUUCCAUUUGCCUUUGUUAAAAGUACAUAAAUAUACAAUUAUAAAAGACAAGGCCAGAUUGGGAGCAUUGGUUCACUAAAAGACUGCAACUUGUGUAGCAUUGACCGAUGUCAGAAAAGAAGACUAAGCAGAAUUCGACAACUUAGUAAUCAUUUAAUAUAUUCUAGGCUCGUGAUUUGAGAUAACACUACAAUGAAAAUCAUGAAUUGUUAAGAACUAUCGGAGGUGGUCAAGUAGGAAUUAAAUCAAGACAUCAAUAAGAAGCUAUAAAGAAGGCAUUUGAAUUGGAAGAACUUAAGAAAACAAGUUAAUGAUCAAACAUAUCAAAAUAUAAUAUAAAAUAAGAGAAUUUGUUGAU